This is a messenger RNA of Notodromas monacha, 1400 nucleotides long. NCBI's taxonomy places the organism in Eukaryota, Metazoa, Arthropoda, Ostracoda, Podocopida, Cyprididae. The record is from the annotation of a GenBank genome assembly.
AUGGGAAGAAUUUUCCUGGAGCACCUCGGAGGACAGAGGUUGUUCUCAUGUAUUGGGUGCGACACAGUGUUGACGAAUCGAAGUGAAUUGGUCAGCACUCGGUUCACUGGAGCAACUGGGAGAGCUUUUCUCUUCAACAAGGUCGUCAACCUGACCUACAGCGAGGUGCAGGACAGAGUGAUGUUAACCGGUCGUCACAUGGUGCGUGACGUGUCGUGCAAGAAAUGCGACACCAAGCUUGGUUGGGUUUAUGAAUUUGCCACCGAAGAAACACAGCGUUACAAGGAAGGGCGCGUGAUUUUGGAACGGGCUCUCGUCACUGAAACCGAUGGAAUUGUGGAGCAUGCCGUCAAGGACUGAAAAUUCCUUGAAUUUGGAACUUUUUGAAAGUGUUUGAAAUAUCUUGCUUUGUAAUAACCUUGCGUGAGACUCCUGGCCCACGUCCACAUCCUUUUUAGGGUCACAUCUGAGGAAUGAAUUCCGAUUCAACACGAUUUCUGCCGAAUCGCUUUGUUAUUGGAAAAAAGUUGCUAGUUUUUUUUUCAACUCUUCAGUAAAGCAACAUGGUCGAGGAACCGAAAUAAUUUUUAUUCCAGUCCGAAAUUCCCUGUUAAUUUAAUCUUUGAGUAGAGUUCAUUUGGUUAUAACAUUUUCGCAAUAUCCAAAUAAUUGGCUAAGCUUUCAGUCCAUCCAUGUUUUUGAAUAAAAAUGUAGCGAAUUCUUCCGAGUUCCUCUUACGUUUUGAAGAUUAUAGGAGCGUUUGUUUGGUGAAUUCUACAGAAAUAUGAUUCACAUUUUUCUAUUAAAACAGUGGGGCGAUUAAAGUGUCGCUGGGGUUUCCUGUUUUUAUGUAUAUGUGGAUGCUUCGUCUUGCGCUUGAGCACCAUGUUCACAGCGGUCGUGAUUUUUUAUAGCGGGAAUGCGUGUUUCGUGAUGGCCGAUGUUUAUUUUCCUCGAUCGGCGAAAGUACUGGACAAUUUUUUCCUAUAAGUUUCAUUCUGUCGUCGCUUACAGGAUGUAGUUUUGUGAUGGGGAUAUAUGCUGGACGGUUUUUUUUCUUUGGCUCAACACUUUCGUUGAGAAUCGGCGUAAUUUGUACAUCUCCUAUGAAAAAGUCAUAAUCGGAAAUUUUGCUUUUAUGGAUUGCGUGUAAAUGAUAGAGGUGCUGUUGUCGAGAGGGAGAGGAAGAGAUUCGCACUCUGAUUAAUUCCUGUCGCGUGAUCCAGGCACUCGCUGGUACGAUCUGAAACAGCGACGUCGAACGGUCCGCGAUAUGGCUUUUGUGAAGCGAGGGUCUUUAUGGUCAGGAAGUCUAUCUUGUGUGUACCAUUUUUUAUCGUACCUUGAAGGACAUAUUUGAGAAAUGAAGGGGACACUAGUGAGGAAAUUUCACGGAACAA